AGGACUGUAGCAUCUUCAUAUAGCAUACUUUUACAAAUUUACUUCUCAGUAUAUUAAAAAAGAAUCUGGGUCAAAAUCUAUCAUGAAGAGUUUUAUGGUCUUUCUGGCCGCGUUUGCGACGGGGGCGAGUCAUGUACUAUCAGCCGCCUUCCGAUCUUCCGCGUCCCCGGGCUACAUCCAGCUGUUGGUGGAGCAGCGGCGAAACAUCGCACAGAGCCAGCGCAUUUCUGGCGUUGGGUACUGGAGCGCUACGGGGCACCAGGAGAUGCGCGCGGCCUACGAGGACUUUAUUAUGCGUGGUUCCACAAAAAACGCGGCUAAGCACGAAAGCAACUGGGGCUAUCGUGUGGAUGACGCGCAGAGGAAAGCAAGAUUGACCUGGGGAGCAGCCGUCCACGCAGCACCGGCACAAGCAACCGCGAAAAUGGUGGCCCAGUUCUGUCUACUUGAAGAACCGUCUGACAUAAAAAGAAUCAGCUACGAUCCAGCCACAGACCAGUUCGCCUUCGGAAACGACGACGAUCCUCGGGCAACGUCACAACUACGGGAGCAGAUGGGGGAGAUGAUGCCAACUGCAAUUAGAAACACGGAGCGCGAAGCCGUCUAUCCGAGGUUUGCGGAAGGCUGCCGCGAAUAUUCUUCCUGCGGGCACAAUGAUGAGCGGCGAGCCGUACUCGCUCCGGAAGGCAAGUUCGGUGCGGCGUUCGUUGACUGGCUCGCGGUGAACAUCGCUCUGCCCAUCAAGAGCUUCACUGACCAAGAACCUGACCAUUUUUGUUAUUUUCUGUACCGGGUUGCGCAGGAGGUGGAAGAUGAAACUCCGCAGAGAUGUGCUGCAGAACGAGUUGGAGGACAAGGACAACAAGCGGGACACGAAGCGUCUUGCUCCGGGAGGGUGCGCGGGCUGCUUGCAGUGGAGCGCGCGCUGUUGUUUCUCAAGAUGAGCGGGCUCGGGGCGUUCUUUGCCGAGCACGGAAUAAAAAACCUGGACCACUGGGGGGAAACCGUCACACGCAUGGUGCGACUUGGCGACGAUAGUCGUGCAGCCGACGCGCAACAGUUGGAUGGGCUUGGCUUUCUAGAUCCAACAGGAGCUGCGCCUCGAUUGGCAGGCCGGUAUGCGUUGCCAUUGUACCGGGCAGGAUACUAUCCAUACAAGUGGUUCUUUCGGGGCACAAAGUCAUCUGAUGUUGACGAUGUAGAAAGCUGCACAACUGGACUUGUGCCGAAACAUAAUUUUUUUUCCGACGCAAGUGCGUGCCGGUCCGCUCGUAGUACACAAGAAGAGGAACAACAAGCAGGCGGAGCGUUCGGGCCUGUAGAACACCGCCUGCCAUACCUAUCUGAGCUCGAGGACGACAACAAUUCGCAACUGUACACAAUCAUCCCCGGGGAGGUGAAAUACUUAUUCUGGCCGAUGACUUCUACUACAAGCGAACCCAGGGCGGGCCCUCUCAUCUUUCGCUCCCUAAAAUUAGACUCCUGGAGCGACAGCGAAAAAGUCCCGUCGAGAAUUGCAAGUAUUUACAAGGGAAUAGAAAACCGCCACAACCGUCACCCCGAAGCCCAGACACGAGGCGACCCGUAUUUCGUGCUACUCACAGCCCUGGAGACGCCCGCUGCCGAGACGCCAGAGGCGGCGCUAAGGGCACUGAUCAGCGACAGCAAGCGGACGCCUGCCCUCCCGGUGACCUUCUUCUCUGGGCACCCUACAGAAUACGAGUGGAAUCUGCUCUCUGGCGCUGGUCAUCUCGAGAUCACGGCAGUUGUGCCGUUUCAGCAGUCGGAGUGGAGCGUUGGCAAGAGACAGGAUUUUUUCGCUCCAGGAUCUGAGGUCCACUUGACCGUGCUGGCAGAGCAAAUCAACGGGUCGCUCAACCCGAGUGCGGGCGUUGCAGGGAGCCCGGAGACCUUCACGGCAGCGAAUCUCCGGAAGGUGCUGCAUGCGCACGAGAAUCUGGGCCUCGCUGUGGGUUUCGGAGGCUUCAUCGUAGGGAAGCUUUUCGAUCAAGCCACGACGAGAACCAUGCCGAUGCCAAAAUAGAGGCAAAAGAAGAUGAAGCCUGCACAGGUAGAAGGACGAUUCACAUUCAGCUGGUAUUCUGGACUCCGGCUCCUAGUACUUCAGCAACUUGGAUUAGAGGAGCUAGGUACUUCUACUAAGCUACUUUCAUGCAAGAAGAUGAAAAGAAACAAGCACUCCUAGGUGGUGGAGUAGUUGUAGUCCUAGUCGUUAUCCCCUCUAGUAUUAGCUGAUCAAGAAUGCAAGAAGGCAAUUCUCGCAAUCAGCUCGACCUCGAACAUCGUCGCGAGCGAGCUCCAUCGUGCUCUGCAAAGCCCCCGCUAGUCCUUACAUGAACAGGGAAAGCCGAAGGCAACACUGCCGAGCCGACUACAAAUAUGCUCUAUACAAUCGCGAGGAGCUAGCGCAGGGACGACGGCGAGGCCUCGUGCGUUAUUGCCUAUUUGUAAAAAAACCUCACUUGGGUGCUGCGUCAGUGUUUGUUCCUCGGGGUUGGCGCCAGGUGCCUCGCCUGGGUGCGGGCUUCGCU
This is a messenger RNA of Amoebophrya sp. A25, 2552 nucleotides long. The record is from the annotation of a GenBank genome assembly. NCBI's taxonomy places the organism in Eukaryota, Dinophyceae, Syndiniales, Amoebophryaceae.